Leptosomus discolor (cuckoo roller) is the source of this 1379-nucleotide messenger RNA. The record is from RefSeq and is a predicted model, not a curated record. NCBI's taxonomy places the organism in Eukaryota, Metazoa, Chordata, Aves, Leptosomiformes, Leptosomidae.
AUGCCAGGUAUCCUGAAAGAUGCUUUCUGGUGCCUUUGGAGGCAUAGCCGGAGCUAUUGGAAGGUAGCUUUUUGGUACAGGCUUCGUUGCGAUAGCUUCGUCGUCCUCUCCUGCGCAGGAACAGGAAAUACAGUUGUGAUAAUGGUUGGCUACCCAAAAGGAAUAGAGAUAUUGGAGCCAGUACGAAGAGGGAUUCCAGUAAAAAUGACUAUUGUUGUUGGCACACGACAUGUGCAGGAAUAUAUUAGUGGUCAGUCGGUUGUGUUUGUAGCCAUCGCCUUCAUCACCAUGAUGAUUAUAUCGCUCGCUUGGCUCAUAUUUUACUAUAUACAACGUUUCCUGUAUACAGGAUCACAGUUUGGAAACCAGGGACAUAGGAAAGAAACCAAGAAAGCAAUCAGCCAGCUUCAGCUGCAUACUGUGAAACGUGGAGAAAAGGGUUUAGAUGUUGAUGUGGAAAACUGUGCUGUGUGCAUUGAGAACUAUAAACUGAAAGACACUGUCCGAAUUCUGCCAUGCAAGCACAUCUUCCAUAGGACGUGCAUUGACCCCUGGCUUUUGGAUCACCGAACUUGUCCAAUGUGUAAACUGGAUGUUAUCAAAGCUUUGGGAUACUGGGGGGACCCUGAAGAUGUACUUGAAGUACCCAUACCUGAAUCAAUAAGUGGCAGCGUUUCAGUCGGAAGUCUGAGUAUCGCUUUACAAGAUGAUGACAGGAAUGAAAUAAGCGAAUUGUCAGCUUCUUCCACUAAUGAAUCGGUAUUGCAGUGCACCAGUUUAAAAGAGGACGCAGGUGAAACCACAGCAUUACUUGAUGUGGAUGUCAGUAAUAACCGGCAUGGAGAACAUCUAUCUAAUGGAAAUUCCCACUGAACUGCUUCGUGGAAGAGAUCUUGAAUAGACUGUUGAAGAACUAUUAUUUUUUAUUUAAUUAGUAUGGACUUUUGUCUAGUUAACGGAAAAAAAUAACAAUGUAAAUUAUUUUACCUUUCAAACUUUUCUAGCUGGUGUUCCACAAGGGCUAAUAACUAAGAAUUUUGUACACAGGAGGAUUUUAUAAAAUCUCCUCUGGAUGUCUCAUCCUAAAAAAAGAUGCAAUAACCCUUUUUCUGUAAGCAUUGUUACAAUGUCGUUGUGUUCCAGAGGGCUGUAACAAAGAUGAAGACUAGGCAGUGAAAACAAUGUAGAAUGUCUAAUGGAUAAAUAUUUUGGAUGCACUAUUUACAUUCAGUAUGUACACAUGGAGAACACUUACAAGACUGCAAAUAUUAAAAUGUUCUGAAAGUUCUGAUCUGUUGUAAUUGGAGAUGGAUAUUCUUAGAAAAGACAUAAUCUAACCUUGAAGGAAUCAAAUAACUUCACGGAUAUGUUGCAUAUCC